Molecule: messenger RNA, 1932 nt
Organism: Zychaea mexicana
Lineage: Eukaryota; Fungi; Mucoromycota; Mucoromycetes; Mucorales; Lichtheimiaceae
Exons: 3
Coding region: 98-1678 (526 amino acids)
Source: RefSeq, a predicted model, not a curated record
GUGUACUAUAUGUGUGCACCUUAUAUACUACUGCUGCACUACACAGACACCUACACGCAUAAGACCCAGGCAUACACAAACGCACAAAGCCCAAGAUAUGCUUCCUUCCUUAAAAAAAGCUAAACUUUCUAAUCUCUCUUACCCUCUUUCUCUUACCUUUCUCUCUUCCUCUCGCAAAUUAGUUUGCUUUUCUUUUUCUUUUUAUCCACUCCUCUUCUACACAAUGAUGCAGAGACAGUUUUCAACAUUUAAACUGCUCGAGCCCACAUCAGCUGCCGCUGCUGUUUCAUCUUCCUCUUCGAGCACUGAUAAGGUCAUACUCGACUAUCUACUGUAUAUAUCGAUUCAAUCGCGACUCAAGCAAGCCGGUCACGAACUGAUUCCGUCCUCACCUUCCGAUAAGGUCUACGAUCAUCUGGAUACUGCCUGCAAGGCCGCAGAACGAAAUGAAAAGGCUGCCGCAGAUUCAACUGUUGCUGCAGGCAUAUUAUCGAGCUAUCACAACGAUUAUCAUCCCGAAUCAACGCCAUUCCAACAACGUUUGUACCUGUACCUCCUAUCGAAUCACACUUUAGCACGCUACAACGCGCUGUCCAACGAUCAUGUGAUUGUUCGACGACGCAAAUUGGAUAAAGAACACACCAUCUUUGCUACGCCUAUCACACCGUUAUCCUGCCGCCGCCAUCGACAUCCGGCAUGCGAGUCAUGUCCUGCCCGGACCUCCAAAAAGAAAUCCGGUCUGAUGGAUGCGAUCCCGACGUUCUUGAAAACAAGUGCAGAUCUACUUCGACGUGCGCUAGAUAAUGGCAGCAGCGACAACAAUACGUCUGAACAUCAGCAGCAAACCAAGCCGAUGGUGUUUGCUGGGCAACAAGUCAUGGGUGGCGGCAUGCCACCGACUUGGUACGAUUUGUUUUUGAAUCUAUUGACCCAAGCAGCUAUCGAAUGCUACAUGUGCGACGGACAAACGGGGCCGGAACCGAUCAGUGAAAUCUUUUCUUACGGCUAUGUAGAAGACGAAGACGAGCCAGACGAAGCCGACGAUGAUGACGACACAGACAAUAGCGACGAUGACGACGACGAAGAAGACGAUGAUGAUGAUGAUGAUGAUGACGAAGAGGAAGAAACAUGGAAUGUCAAAGCUGCCGAUUAUCACUUACUAUUUCCAAAGACGCGAACAAUGUACUUGUUCAAAACACAAGUACGCGAACGUGAGAAAGAAUUUCUGGUCGUUCACAAAGGUGAUGAUGGUCUACAGCAACAUUUUGAAAAGCUGGCAAGGCGCUAUCCUCUUUUGGAGUUUGAAAAGAGCAUGCACGAAUUUAUUCACAUGGUUUUUGAAUCGUUGGAAGUACCUGCAUUGAACAAAUAUGGCGAAGCCGAUGUCGCAUCAAUCGUAUACAGAUAUCCAAGCGAUGGAUCAUUGCUGAUGCCUGAGGUGCCCGAUGACGAGUCGAGCAUUUGCAGUGGAUUUGACCAGCCGUCGUCAUCGGCGUCGUCGUCGUUUUCUUUAUCUCCUCCUUCUUCGGCGUCGACAUCAUCUUCUUCGCUGGCAGAAGAAGAAGCAGCGGCAGUCACCGCUGUUGCAUGUGCUGCUUCCAUACCCACUGGCACGAAACGGACACGUCCAGAGGAACACGUUAAGCAACACGUCCCUCGGAAGAAAAUUGCGCAAUAAAAAGACGAGAAGGUGCGCCAGUCAAAAGAAGAUGUUCAAACUUAAUAUAUACCCUCAAAAUACCCUUUCUUCAACACCACUCCAUUGGCUACCAUGUACCUCCCCGUUAUCGUCAUCAUAUCGUUACAUCAUCCAUCAUAAAUUUGUGUACAACCCCUCUCACAUGCUUUCAUUUUUUCCAUGUUUCUUUGCAGUUCUAUUUGUCUCUCAUAUCGAUGUUCCCCUAUAAACAACUACAAGUAAACUAAUCAAUG